This is a messenger RNA of Pediculus humanus corporis (human body louse), 522 nucleotides long. RefSeq names its product Heparin-binding growth factor 1 precursor, putative. The coding region runs from base 1 to 522 and encodes 173 amino acids. The record is from RefSeq and is a predicted model, not a curated record. Gene Ontology annotation, molecular function: fibroblast growth factor receptor binding; growth factor activity. The transcript has 4 exons. Lineage: Eukaryota; Metazoa; Arthropoda; Insecta; Psocodea; Pediculidae. Gene Ontology annotation, biological process: fibroblast growth factor receptor signaling pathway; positive regulation of protein phosphorylation; cell differentiation. Gene Ontology annotation, cellular component: cytoplasm.
AUGCAACAAUUUUCGAUUUAUGGAGAGUCAUGUUCUUCAAAUUCAAAAAAUUCAACCGUUUCUAAAAGAUCAAAAUGGUUUCCGCCCAAUUACAGAUUUAAUUUAUUUAAAGGAAAUCCGGUUUUCGGUUUUAGAAUGCAACUUUAUUGUCGUACUGGAUAUUUAUUAGCCAUUUUUCCAGAUAAAAAAGUUCGCGGAACCGACGAAGAUACAAAUCCUAACGCUCUUGUGGAAUUGAGUUCGGAAAAUUUUGGAGAAGUUAAAAUAAAAGGUCUACAAUCGAAUCUUUAUUUGGCAAUGAACAAAAAAGGAAGAUUGUAUGGAGAAGUAAAUGGUAAAAACGAUGCGACCGUUUUCGUAGAAUUAGUGUACGGACAAUAUAAUUUAUAUUUAUCGAAAAAAUGGGCUCAUUUGGGAUGGUACGUUGGUAUAAAAAAAUCAGGAAAAGGAAAACCGGGACCACAAACAAAAUACGGACAAAAAGCUAUACAAUUUUUACCUAGAAGAAAAAAAUAUUGGUAA